This is a messenger RNA of Temnothorax curvispinosus, 1620 nucleotides long. It is a transcript of the gene Gint3, whose product is annotated as UBX domain-containing protein 6. The transcript is spliced from 5 exons. Gene Ontology annotation, cellular component: cytoplasm. Gene Ontology annotation, molecular function: protein binding. Bases 18 to 1334 code for a protein of 438 amino acids. NCBI's taxonomy places the organism in Eukaryota, Metazoa, Arthropoda, Insecta, Hymenoptera, Formicidae. The record is from RefSeq and is a predicted model, not a curated record.
UCUAACAAAUAUAAAAUAUGGCUGAUAAAAUCAAGUCUUUCUUUCAAAAGAAGAAAACAAGCGCAAAAUUUAUGAAAGCGGGAAAGGGAUACAAAUUGACUGAGUCCACCAGUACUAUAUGUACUCCAACAGAGUCUAAAGGACCAAUUAAGAGAGCGGAACCUACAGAGGAAGCUAAGACAGCGGGCCAAGCUGCUUUAGCAAGAUUGGAAGCGAAGAAAACUGACAAACCAAGAUUUAAUACAUCGUAUGCUGCUAUUCAAGCACGUGUUAAGCGUGAACUGGAAUUGGAAAGAAAAGCACAGCAGAGUUUACAACAGACGGAAGAUACGACGUUGAAAGAGAAGAAAGAUAAAGUUGUAGAUCCAUCUAUUUUUGCAGUCACUGAUGUGUUCUUCCGUUGCCCGUAUUUAUCCGAUGAGAUAUUGUUGCGGGAUGAGUGGAAAAAGAAAAUAAGAGAAUUUCUGUAUGAGCAGUUAAUGGGCGAGGAAGCAGGAUUAACAGCAUGUCUAAUUAUUCAGAGCUGCAAUUUCGGAAAAGAAAAAAUUGAAGGCUGUGUAGAAACACUUGGCAAAUAUUUGGACAAUAUUAUUAACAAUCCUGACGUCGAGAAGUAUUGGAAAAUCAGAAUGUGUAACAGAAUAUUCCAAGAAAAAGUUUUGCCUGUCGAAGGAGCACUAGAUUUUUUAAAAGCAGCUGGUUUUGAACAGAAAAAAUUGCUGCACAACGAGAACGAAGAAGAUUUCUUAGUGUGGAGCCCUGAUAAUUGUAACAUUGAAAAUCUCAUGAUGUUGGAUGAAGCAUUAAGGUCUGCUGAGCCCAUUCCUCUUGAGUUAGACAGGAAUUUACAAGUAUUGAUGCCUAGUCAAGCUCGUGUGAGAAAUGAAUUGCCACCUAGCUUCUUCACAAUAACUCCGGAAGAAAUAAAAAAGGAACAACAGUUGCGGACGGAAGCUGUAGAAAGAAACCAAAUGUUAAGAACAAAGGCUAUGAGGGAGAAGGAGGAGCAGCGUGUACUUAGGAGAUAUAAAUUCGCCGUACUUCGCAUUAAAUUUCCAGACGGAAUAAUAUUGCAAGGUACUUUCUCGGUACACGAGAAGUUCCAGAAUGUAAUCGAAUUUGUUACUGAAAAUUUAGUCGAUGAUAAAGUGUCCUUUUUGCUGAUAACACCGGAUGGGAUUAAGCUAGUAGAAGAAUGCCAUGCAAAGACACUUUUAGAAUUACGAUUAAUUCCUACAGCUAUAUUGGAGUUCUCUUGGAAUGUAUCUGAUAAAGAAAUUAUGCCUAAGAGAUAUUUGAAAGAAGAUGUUCUUUGUUUUAUACAACCAGUUUGAAAAUAAUAUAUUCUGGUACAGAUAAUAUGAUAUAUAAUUCAAAACAUUUUUUUUUUUAAUACUUUCUUGACACUUUUAGCAUCAUUGUUAUAAUUUUCUGGUCAUUCCAGUGUUUUUGGAGAAUUUUUUUCUGAUAUAUUGCGUCCAUUAUUACUAUAUCUGUCAAAACCCCAAUUGUGUAAGAAAAGUGAAGUAUGCUGAUUUAAUUUUUAAUGAAUAAAUUUAUUAUUGAAGUAUGUACACUUAUUGAAUUAUCUAUAACAUAAAUAAAUGUAAAGAAAAUUCA